GGGGCGGCGCGAGCGGGCGCGCGGGAAGGCGCCGGCGUCCGCCAUGGAGGUGAGCCACUCGGUGAAGGAGCGCACCAUCUCCGAGAACAGCCUGGUCAUCCUGCUGCAGGGCCUGCGCGGCCACGUAACCACCGUGGAGCUGCGUGAUGAGAGCGCGGCCGCGGGGCGCGUCACCAGCGUGGACGCCUUCAUGAACGUGCGCCUGGCUGAGGUGACCUUCACGGACAGGCAGGGCACCGUGUCCCACCUGGAUGAGCUCUUUCUGACUGGCAGGAACAUCCGCUACGUGCACAUCCCUGACGAGGUGGACAUCCAGGCCACCAUUGAGGAGCAGCUCCAGGCCAUCCACAGGGUGCGGUGCUUUGGGGGCCGUGACAAGGGCCGCAGGGAGUUCCUUGAUGCCAAGCACAAGUGAGCACCUGGUGCUGCCCACAACAGCCAGGGUGGACCUGGGAUGGGCAUGCCCCUUUGAUGGACUGCCAGCCCCCGCCACGCCGGACAUCCCACGCAAGGACAUCCCCCCAGGAACAUAUUCGCCCAGGGACUUGGGGCUCUGCUGUUCCCCUCGCCAGUGUCUGCGGAGGAGCAGGGCUGGUUUUUGUAAGGAAUAACACCAUUUAAAAGGC
Messenger RNA from Corvus hawaiiensis (hawaiian crow), 626 nucleotides. RefSeq names its product LSM10, U7 small nuclear RNA associated (gene LSM10). Gene Ontology annotation, molecular function: U7 snRNA binding; histone pre-mRNA DCP binding. The transcript has 2 exons. Gene Ontology annotation, cellular component: nuclear body; cytoplasmic U snRNP body. Gene Ontology annotation, biological process: mRNA 3'-end processing by stem-loop binding and cleavage. Lineage: Eukaryota; Metazoa; Chordata; Aves; Passeriformes; Corvidae. The coding region runs from base 44 to 415 and encodes 123 amino acids. The record is from RefSeq and is a predicted model, not a curated record.